UGCUCUUUGAGCAGGCGUCACAAGUCCAGGAGGACUCCCAGAUUGCACACGGGGUCUGUCUGGGGCAGUGUGACCCCAUCUAGUACCAAAGGUGGUAAAAUCCUAUGUUGCUUGUUUACUGUAUGUACGCAAAGGGGGGUGGGGGUUGCAGAGGGUUGAGAAGAAUUGAGCAUUCAAAUACGUAGGCUCCCAUCUGCAAGAGGGCAGGCCAGGAAAAGGCUGAUUGCUUAAUUUUGAUGAUUCACAAUGAAAGGUAUCCUUUUCCUUUAGCAGAUCCCCAGAGAGAUUGUUACUAAGCACAAAGAAAAGUUUUUAAUGAGUCUUUCUCCACCUGACCCUUCUGUUCCUUUUUUUCCAUUUUUUUGCCCUGGCAGGUCAACUUGACAGCAACAAUGGGUACUUUUCAUGUGGCUGCAGAGGUAGAAGGCAUCAGGGUGGAAGGGGAGGGAGGAAUGCACCUCUCCCUGUCAGGGUCCCGGCUGGACAAUCUAAACCGGCAAAUGCAGUUUGUCACCUACACCAACACCCUCUUCCAUCCUAACACAGCAGAUACAGUGCAGUUUUCUACUGAUAAGCAUCGUGCAACUUUCACCAUUCGCAUCCGACACGCACCUACUCCCAGGCUCUACUAUCCAGGAUCGUCCAGUGGAGGAGCCAGUGAAGCAUCCUACAACAUCAGCGCCUUGGUCACCAUCGCCACCAAAACCUUCUUACGCUAUGACAAACUGCGAACAUUGAUUGACAGCAUCCGAAAGUUCUACCCCACUGUGACCAUCAUCAUUGCAGAUGAUAGCCUGGACAUUGAACGCGUGCAGGGACCCCACAUUGAGCAGUAUUUCAUGCCCUUUGGCAAGGGCUGGUUUGCUGGCAGGAAUCUUGCCAUCUCCCAGGUGACAACCAAAUAUGUUCUGUGGGUGGAUGAUGACUUCAUUUUCACAACCCGCACCAAAGUGGAGAAGCUUGUAGAUGUCCUUGAAAAAACUUCCCUGGAUUUGGUGGGUGGAGCAGUACGGGAGAUUACAGGUUACACCAACACAUAUCGACAGCAGAUCAGCGUGCAGCCUGGUGGUGAGGAUGGAGAUUGCUUGCGAACCCGUCAGGGCUAUCACCACGUCAUCGAAGGUUUCCCUGAUUGCGUAGUCACUGAUGGUGUGAUCAACUUCUUCUUGGCACGUACAGAGAAGGUGCUGCAAGUGGGCUUUGACCCUCGCCUCAAUCGCGUUGCCCACCUUGAGUUCUUCAUUGAUGGCCUGGGUAUUCUGCAUGUUGGUUCCUGCUCCAAUGUGGUGGUAGACCAUGCCUCUAAGAUCAAGCUACCAUGGUUAAAGUCGGUGAGUGAGAAGCAAUAUGCCAAAUUCCGUUAUCCCAACUCGAGUGAUGAUAGUAUGUACACCAAGCAAAGCCUUUUCUACUUCAAGAACCAUUUCAAAUGUAUGAUGGGCGAUUAGUCUUUGCUGAGAGGGUGCUGAGCCCCUCCACUGACAACUGGCUAAGUCCUCAGGUGAUUGGGCCCACCAGUCCCGGACCACCUGCUCUGGUGGCUAGCCACAGCUCUUGGCAAACAGGCUUGUCUGUCCACUAGCCAAAUGCCCAGAACUCAGGGAGGCUUCAACAUUCUCAGGCCUGAAGAAGGACUUGAAAAAUGAGCUUCAAUGCUGCUUAAAAGAAACAAACCUGUGUUCUAACAGAAUUAACUGGCCCAGCUACUCCAUCUUCCAGACCUUGUUGGUGAAAGGAUGCUGUCUGCAUUUGCAUUUUGUUUUACCUAUUUUGCAUCUGAACUGAACCAUAUUCCAUGGGGAAUAAUCUGGGAGAGGCUGCCCCAUGAAGCCUAGGUAUUUUUCCCUUUUCUGGUUAAGAGCAGCCAUCUGCCUAUGUUACUGCUGGACUCCCCCUCCAACUUUGGACUUGCACACACCUACAGGUCAGGUCAAAAACUUGCAGGCUCUGGCAAUAUCCCAGCAUCCUUUGCUUCCGUUUAAUUUAAACUACAGAAGGGGACAGGCUCAGAGGCGGACAAAACCUGAACUUUCUCCAAUGUCACAAUUUCUGUGCCAAGGCUUUGAAUCUCAGCCUCCGCCCUGGCUCCCUCCAACCUCCAGCUGAUGCCGUUCUGGGAUAUUUUGAAGUGCCAAAGACUAAUGAUGGAAAGGCACCACCAGGGGGAAGCCUUGAGGUGUGCACUGCAGCAAAGCAGCCUUGAACUGGGAGAGGACUAUCAAGCGCACACCGGAUUCAAGGUGCUCCCAGGCUUAUUCUCUCCCGACAGCAAAAGGGGCCUGAUGCGCAUGGAUAGUGGAGGGUGGACCAGCUUAUUUUCUAAGGGGAUACUUUAGUGUGUGUGUGUGUACACACACACACAUGGUGAAGCAGAAAGACUGUCCGUGACAGAUUGCCUUUUUUUUUUUUUUAUUUUAGACAGAAUCCAUUUCCAAAGUUUUUUCUCAUUCCUCAAACCUCUCCAUCCCCAGUCUCUGGCUUAUUAAUUCCAAUCCUGCAACCUUCUGCGCUGUUGCUUUUCCUAAAACUAUGGUUUGUUAGGGAGGUUAAAAAAACAACACAAAUCAGGGGUGGGUUUGACCUUUUUUGUAUGUGUUUAGUUCCCUUGCAUGGGGUUGGCCCAUAUGAUGGGCCCCACAAGAGCCUGCAUCCACUCCUGCACUCCUUCCUGGCAGCUGGGCUGCCAAUUUCAUUGGGAUGAAAAUAGCCACGGCACCAGCCCAACCAUUUAAGAUACGGGUGCAUUUUUAGUGCAGGGAGUGACAAAAAUGAGACAGGUAUGGUAAUUUCAAAAUCUCUGUAGCAGGAGUGGUAUAGGAAUUCACACAGGCUGAUUCACAAAGUUGUUUCUUGCUGCAAAAGGACGAAGGAUGGAAAAUUCCAUCUUGCUAGAUGAACUUUUUGAAAAUAAAGGAUUGUGUAGGAUCCGGUUGUUGGAAAUAAGAUAUUGGUUGGGUAUGGCCUAGAAGCCGCAAGGAAAGCAGCAAUUGUAUUCAUGCUUAUUUGGGAAUAAGCUGUACUAACCACAAUAAGACUUUAAGUACUAUUUUAUGUGGAAUUGUCCUCCUCAUACCCCCAGAACAAUGCAGUAAAUAAAUUAAGCACACUUCAAUGCUAAAAACGAUGGCACUGCAUUUUGCUUCCCCCCAUGUAAGUAGGAAAGAAGCUACUGAGGUUGCUCCCCUGCCUGGCGUGCUAAUUUUGAUAAAAAUUCCAAAGCUUGUUUGUUCAUUUAUUUAUAUAUUUGCUGUUCAAGGAUGGGUGCAUACAAACAUGCAGCUCUGAGUUGGUGCAGUCCAAGAAAACCUCAGGUCCUUGACACUGCUGAAGGUGUAAAAUGAUUCCUGUUCCCAGUCAUUAGCAUUCGCCAGAUGCUCGGGGGCUUCCGGCAAGAUUGUUCUUGUGCUGCUGCUCUGCCUUAUUCGUUGCAUUUUAGGAGGGGUCAGAACUUGGUAUGGCCCUCCAUAUGUGAACCUUUGGCUGUUUUCUUGCCACUUCACUCUUUUUUCACUCCAGAGAAAACUCUGCUAAGGGAGAAAGGGUGGAAUAACUGCAUCAAGUUUUAGCUGGAUUCAGUGCAGCAUCCCAAAACGAAAAUAAUGGGAAAUCCAGGCCCUGUGGAUGUAUAUGAUUUGGUUACGCCCGCUUGGCAUCACUGCCUCACCUGUGGUAGUGCUUGCCUUCUGUCAUCCAAGGCUGCCUCCCGUAGUGUUAGGCUGAAUAAGUAGGAUGGAGAUCCAUAGUUGCAAGCACAGAGCAAUAAUCUAACCAAGGAAUGUUGUCCUGGUUCUGGGCAUUCACAAGAACCUCCAGUUACCUGCAAGCAUGCUUACCCACUAAAGAGAGGUGCGGGCUGAGAAAUGUAGGUUUGUCUCUAGGGCAGCUGGUUGCAAACCUACAACAAUCAUUUAUACUGAAUGGUAUGAGAGCUCAUUCCUCCAGAGCAGAGCUCCCUCUCCACCCAAGCCAAACCCUGGCAGAACUAACCGGGUCAGUUAAAGAGCUAACAGUUGCAUUUGCUCAGUUAGAGUUGUUUUGUUGUUUCCUUGUGUGGUACAAAUCCCAUUUGGUUAACUUAUGAUUCAAUAUAUUGUGCAAACUCCAAAACAUGAAUCAGUUCAUUAACCACGUUUAGUAUGUUGGCUGAACCUAACUAGCAAAUCAAAGGCUGUGUUAGUGCAUCUAUACCCUUUUAUCCUACUGGUUAGAACAGCAGUUCUGGUCUGAGAGAAUCUCUCUUGCAACGAACAGGGAGAAAAGAGGGGCUACCUUUCAUUUCUGGCAAUCAAGCCGUUCCCUAUUCCCCAUUGUGCAUUAUUUCCCAGGCUGAACCCCUCUCUUCCCUUCAUUUUGGCCUCAAUGACUUAUUCUGUGAUGACUUCAUUUUGGGGGGGGGGCGUAAUAAAGGAUUUUUAAAAAAUUA
Messenger RNA from Python bivittatus (Burmese python), 4423 nucleotides. The record is from RefSeq and is a predicted model, not a curated record. Lineage: Eukaryota; Metazoa; Chordata; Lepidosauria; Squamata; Pythonidae.